This is a messenger RNA of Penaeus vannamei (Pacific white shrimp), 1261 nucleotides long. Lineage: Eukaryota; Metazoa; Arthropoda; Malacostraca; Decapoda; Penaeidae. The record is from RefSeq and is a predicted model, not a curated record.
CUUGCCUCACCUUUGUAAACCCGGAGAACGUUUCAGCUGCUAGGAUGAGGUACACGCUCUUUAUAACAGUGAUAUGCUUGAUAAGCUGUAUCUUAUCCGACCCUGAACCUGAUGAUUUAAGCAUCCAAGUGAUUCAAAAAGUGGAGACGGGCGGAGGGUGCUGCGGUGGGCAGCGCAAGGACGAGUGCUCCGCCGGCCCGAGGGGACUACGCCUCUGGGCUACUCCUCCUGGCACUCAGGAGGAUGCGAGGGCUGCCUGCCACGACAAGGGUUACUCCUUCCUGACCAUCGAGGAUCCCUUCCUCUUCGAUGACGUCAUUCGCACUCUGAGGGACGAGAUGCCCGGACUCCACGACUACUGGGUGGACGGCUCUGAUGACAAUGGCGACAUGGCCUGGAGGUUCUCCGACGGCUCGGACAUGCCUCUCGGGUCGCCCUUCUGGGACCUGGAGUACCACCGGCCCUCCGGUAUGAAUGCCAGCUGCGUGGCACUCCAGGGCAGUCGAGAUUACUACUGGCGAGACUUCCCUUGCGACUAUCUCAAGCCCGGCCUGUGUGUGUGUGGCGAAGUGCCCCAGCCUCACAUACCGUCACCGGUCGAGUGUCCAGAAAAUAGUACCAUUAUUUUCGAUCGUUGUGUGCUGAUCCUUCCGUACCUCGUUGACGACUUCCAGGAGGCGCGGGACGGCUGCGCUGCCGAAGGAGGCGAUCUGCUCAGACUCAACAACCCGGGCAUCAUGAGGGAGUUCUACUUCUUUGUCGAGGCUGAUGCAGGAAACUGGAGCGAAAUUAUCUUCGUUGAUGGCCAGUUGAACGGAGGUGGAGAAUUCGUCUUUAGUGACAAUUCUGAUGUGCCGAUGGGUUCUCCGUACUGGCAGGUCGGACACCCUACCGGGGAGGCCGACCACCUGCACUACUCUACUUUUACCUACUUAGUGAACGACGUGCCAUGUGGUGUUGCUCCUCCUCCUCCUCCUCCUCCAACUACUACCUUAGCUCCGGUAGUGCCAGGGCCCCACGACCACAGGCCUACGGGACCCUUCCACGUGGCUUGCGAGGUGCCACCUGUCUGAGUGCCGUCCAGGGAAGUGUAAGGGCUGAGAGGGCGACCCAACCCCUGGCAGUCUCCCGAAAGAACUAAAAGAUUUAAUGAUUUCACUUUAAUCAAUUUGGUUUUAAAUGAUGCAUUACGCGUUCUUUGGCUGUUCUACUUCAAACCUCUUGUUAGUGUAUCAAAAUUCAAUAAAUUUACUUGUUUGAC